Molecule: messenger RNA, 2654 nt
Organism: Crotalus tigris (Tiger rattlesnake)
Lineage: Eukaryota; Metazoa; Chordata; Lepidosauria; Squamata; Viperidae
Gene: EIF2B5
Product: eukaryotic translation initiation factor 2B subunit epsilon
Exons: 16
Coding region: 43-2172 (709 amino acids)
Biological process (GO): biosynthetic process
Cellular component (GO): eukaryotic translation initiation factor 2B complex
Molecular function (GO): translation initiation factor binding; guanyl-nucleotide exchange factor activity; translation initiation factor activity
Source: RefSeq, a predicted model, not a curated record
CGGAAGAGGCGCAGCCCAAAGCGUGGGAGAGCGCGAGGCGGCAUGGCGGCCCGCGGUCCUGCUGGGAAGCGUGGCGCCGGGUCCGGGGGCUCGCGGGGGUCGGAGCCCCAAGAGGAGCCGCCGCCUCCGCUGCAGGCCGUCCUGGUGGCCGACAGCUUCAACCGCCGCUUCUUCCCUAUUUCCAAGGACCGGCCGCGGGCUCUGAUUCCUCUGGCAAACGUGGCCAUGAUAGAUUACACCCUGGAAUUCCUCACUGCCACCGGGGUGGAGGAAACCUUCGUCUUUUGCUGCUGGAAGUCCGCAGAGAUCAAGGAGCAUUUACAAAACUCUAAGUGGUGCCGCCCGACAUCGCCUAACAUUGUGCGGUUUGUCAUCUCAGACCUGUAUCGUUCCCUCGGCGACGUGUUGCGCGAAGUUGACACCAAGUGUCUCGUUCGUUCUGACUUUAUCCUGGUCUCUGGGGAUGUGGUGUCCAAUAUUAAUAUUUCUGCCGCUUUACAGGAACACAGGACACGGCGUAAGCUGGAGAAGAAUGUGUCUGUAAUGACAAUGAUAUUUCAAGAGUGUUCGCCAGGACAUCGGGCUCGAUGUCCGGAGGACGAUAUUAUCCUGGUUAUGGACAGCGCUACGAAACGCGUGCUCCACUAUCAGAGGACGCAAGGACUGAAGCACUUCAGUUUUCCCAUGAGCUUGUUUCACAGCCACGUCGAAGAAGUGCAAGUGCGGAACGAUUUGCUAGACUGCCAUAUUAGCAUCUGUUCUCCCCAGGUGACCGAGCUGUUUACAGAUAAUUUUGAUUAUCAAACUCGGGAUGACUUUGUACGUGGCCUGUUGGUGAAUGAAGAGGUCCUUGGGAACCAGAUCCAUAUGUAUGUGACCUCAGAAGAAUACGGUGCCUCUGUUUCCAAUUUGUCGAUGUACGAGUCAGUGUCCUCAGACAUUCUGCAACGUUGUGUCUAUCCCAUAACCCCAGAGAUGAACUUCAUCAACGGGAAGCAAAGUUGCACUCAUUCCCGCCACAAUAUUUACCGGGGUGCUGAAGUUAGUCUGGGCCAUGAGAGCGUGCUGGAAGAGAACGUACUCGUGGGGCAAGGAACAUCGGUGGGCACAAAAUGUUGCAUAACCAACAGCGUCAUUGGGCCCAAUUGCAAAAUAGGUAACGGCGUCCUUCUGGACUGGGCUUUCCUGUGGAAUGACGUCCAUAUAGGAGACGGUGUAAAAAUCUAUCGGUCCAUCGUUUGUGACGAGGCAGAGGUGAAGGAAGGCGUAACGUUGAAUCCUCAUUGCGUCAUCACUUCCCAGGUGGUGGUGGGGCCUAAGAAGGUCUUCCCAGAAGGCACAGUCAUCUCCCUGCAUCCUGCAGAUGAAGAAGAGUACGACGAGGAUGAAUUCAGCGACGAUGCGGAUGUGAACAAGGAGGAGAGCAAAGUGAAGCCAAAAGGCUACAACCCAGAAGAGGUUGGCUUGGAAGGCAGAGGUUACCUUUGGAAAGCAGCCAAUGAAAACGAUGCAGACCAAGAGGAACAAAGACAAAGUCUCUGGGGCCUCACCGUAAAGACUGAAGAAGAAGAAGCCGAAUCUGAAAGCGACACAAGCUUUGGGUCUGAGCCGAUGGACAGCCGGACCGCUUCUCCUCAGAUGGAUGAUGUCAAAGUUUUCCAGAACGAGGUCUUGGGGACUCUGCAGAGAGGAGAAGAAGAGAAAAUCUCUUGCGACAACCUGGUUCUGGAGAUCAACUCUCUCAAAUAUGCCUAUAACAUCGGCCUGAAAGAGGUGAUGGCGAUGCUCAGCAAGGUUGUGCUGGAAUUCCCCCUACAGCAGAUGAAAGCAGAAAAGGACCCUCAGCAAUACAGCACCCUGGUAGCCCCUCUGCUGAAGAAUUGGGCUCCGCUCUUCAAGAACUACAUCAAGCGGACGUCAGAUCACUUGGAUGCUUUGCAUGCCAUCGAAGAGUUCUUCUUGGAACACGAGAACCUGACCAUGGCUUUGGCCAAAGUCCUGAUGAUGUUCUAUCAACUGGAAAUCUUAGAAGAAGAGAUGAUUCUGGCCUGGUUUUCUGAAGGGGACACCUCAGAUAAAGGCAGACAGCUUCGUAAAAACCAGCGGCUUCAGAAGUUCAUCCAGUGGCUUCAGGAAGCUGAGGAAGAGUCGUCCGAAGGGGAGCAAAACUGACCUGGCGGCCUGCGUCAGAAAGAAAGACGAGCCUCGCUCUCUUUCUCAGAAGAAGGGAGGCCCCAAGCAACCACCUUGGCCGAAGGAGGUGGCAGAAGAGCAAGGACAUAACCGUGUGCAUGGCCCAUGCAUGUGGGAUCCGAACUCUCGGCUGGCUGACAAUCCUGUGGCUUAUUUCGUUGUAUAUUUAAUGUUCCUGGCAGACACCACGGGUGAGACGGAAGGAAACCACGGCUGGAUAAACCAGAGACCUGUAUACUAUUUAAAGUCUUUCCACAUGGGGGGUGUGUGUGCACACGAGGGUGGGGAUAUCUACUAAUGGCCAGGUAAGCAGUCCAACUCCCAAAUCAACCUUAACAGUUAGGAUUCCAACCAUUUUUGAGUUCUUCUUCAAAAAAAGAUCUCUUGAACUUCCUGUAUUUGCAUGGGUCCGUGGGAAAUGGUCCGUUGAGUCCGAAAAUCAGCUGUAAAAGCAGAAGAGA